This is a messenger RNA of Radiomyces spectabilis, 598 nucleotides long. RefSeq lists its product as uncharacterized. The transcript has 3 exons. Lineage: Eukaryota; Fungi; Mucoromycota; Mucoromycetes; Mucorales; Radiomycetaceae. The coding region runs from base 335 to 568 and encodes 77 amino acids. The record is from RefSeq and is a predicted model, not a curated record.
UAGAAUGACUGUCUGAAUGCUAUGAAGUGAAUAACGUGUACGGCGUUGGGAUGGACAGUUCUGUGCAUUGCAAGUGAGCCGCCAAACUCCGAAUUUGAGCAGACAAGAAUCGGGGCUUUUGUGUGUACGACAUCCUGCCGUGGCUGACAUUUGAUUCCCCAAAGCGGAAGGCGAUAUGUCUCGCAAAACAUAUAAAAACGCACUCGCUCAGUACCAUUUUUUCUAUGUCAACUAUUCUUUUAUCUCCACAUUAACGGUCAUGGCUGACAGUGUCCAAGGAAUCAUUAGUUCUUAACGUGUUACUAUUUUCGCCAACCCGAGCUCCACCUGCCGGAUGGAAGAGAACGCCGCGGUCGGCGAGGCCGCUAAUAAGUUGCAGGGUACUUUUGGUAUCAAUCCUUUUAUUUUUUACCUGGAACAAAAUCCCAAAAGCAUUGAAAUUAGGAACUACCUCGAGGCUUCUACCCACCAGCAUCAGUAUCCCAACAUUUUCAUUGGGACUAAGCAUAUUGGUGAUAUUGCAGCUCUGAGGAGAUACGCUACCAGUGAAUUGCAAGCGAUGAAUUAAUAAAGACGUACAACGUUUGCGCCAAGUGUA